Durio zibethinus is the source of this 1044-nucleotide messenger RNA. NCBI's taxonomy places the organism in Eukaryota, Viridiplantae, Streptophyta, Magnoliopsida, Malvales, Malvaceae. The record is from RefSeq and is a predicted model, not a curated record.
CUCAAGCAGUCAAGAUACAUACUUGAGCAAAUGGGUAGGCCCAAGACUACAGCGUAUUCAGGACUUCUCUUCGGCCGAAACCCAAAAUACCCUUCAAAGUUUUGCCGCCAAACUAAAGCUUAACUCUUCUUCAGUCUUCCCUCUCUUUUCCGAUUUCUCAGAGGGUUUCAGCACAGACUCAUUGCAGGUUCAAUGGCUUCGAACAUUCCUCUCCAUGUCAUCGACGAAGACGACGGCGACCAAGACGAGUUUGAUUGGGAAGCUGCGGUUAGAGAAAUCGACAAGGCAUGUGAAAACGCAAACUCUUCUUCCCAUUUUGCCCCUUCUCCUCCUUUACCACAAUUUUCUAAGAAAAACACUUCAAGGCAAUCCACGCUCGACCGAUUUAUUGGGAAGGUGGGACCCAGGCUUUCUUAUGAUAAUCACCGGACGAUUGAGGUUGAGGUUGAUGUUGGUGUUGAGGCUGAGGAGAGGGUGUCACCCGUUCACAUUGAUGCUGAUGCAGCUAAAACUUGGAUUUACCCGGUUAAUGUCCCUCUUCGUGACUAUCAACUUGCAAUAACCAAGACAGCAUUAUUUUCAAAUACAUUAGUGGCAUUGCCAACAGGCCUCGGUAAAACGCUUAUUGCUGCAGUUGUAAUUUAUAACUAUUUCAGAUGGUUUCCAGAUGGUAAGAAUUUAUGUCAUGGGCAUUAUAUAACUUUACUACUAAAAUCUCAUCAAAAUUUAUAAAUGCUUUAGUGGUUGAAUAAUUUUUUAGGCUGAUAUCUAUGUUUUAGGUGAAUAGCUCAACAGGCUCCCUGUCUGUUGCAAAAAGUGUUAUUGGACAUGGUAAAUAAGCAUUGCUAGAUGUGUAGGAAUCUGAGAAGCAAUAUGCUAACGAUGAUAUAUGGUAUCUUUACUUCUUACCUUGCUGUUGUUAUGCUGCAUAAUAUCCAGCCUGAGUCAACACGUAAUCUAUUGACUUUUAUAUGAUCUUCAUAACCUGCACAUUCAUAAUCAUUUGAAUGACAAAGCUUUGCUGAUUAAAAGAGGGAUUUAGCC